This is a messenger RNA of Anopheles darlingi, 1045 nucleotides long. Its product is annotated as alcohol dehydrogenase 1-like. The coding region runs from base 131 to 910 and encodes 259 amino acids. The record is from RefSeq and is a predicted model, not a curated record. Lineage: Eukaryota; Metazoa; Arthropoda; Insecta; Diptera; Culicidae. The transcript is spliced from 5 exons. Gene Ontology annotation, molecular function: oxidoreductase activity, acting on the CH-OH group of donors, NAD or NADP as acceptor. Gene Ontology annotation, cellular component: cytoplasm.
AGAUGUGGUUUUUGUGUCGAGCUCAGUCUCCAUUAGAACUUGCUACUUGAUAGUCUAAGGUACUCCCAGGCUCUCAAUCAAGCAGAGUGUGUCAUAAGAUAAAGGGAUCGCUUGCUCUUCUGAGGUAAAAAUGUCGCUGAAGCAUCAGAAAGCUGUAGUCGUUGGUGGUGCCGGUGAUAUCGGAGGGGCUAUUUGCCAAAAUCUGCUCCAAGAAGGGGUAGAGACUUUGUGUGUUCUAGAUGUUGUGGACCUAACGGAAGCGAGCCGCCAGCAGCUACAAGAAAGCAAUCGAGAGGCAACAAUCUUGUUCAAACACUGCGAUAUUGCAAACCGAGCGGCGUUGCUGGAGAUUUUGGGAGGCGACGUUGCGAAGGCUUUCGGUUCGAUCGAUAUUUUGGUUAACUCGGCCGGAAUUGCAUCCAGUGAGGUUCCCGAUCAACUGAUCAACGUGAAUUUGACAGCCGUCAUUAACUCGAGCCUCUUCUGUUUCGAUCUGAUGUCACGUAGUAAGGGAGGGAAAGGAGGCGUGAUAGUGAACGUGGCUUCCGUUGCCGGACUGGAACCAAUACCAUUCCUUCCGAUCUACUGCGCCUCAAAGCACGGUGUCGUUAGCUUUACGAGAUCUCUUGGAGUGCCCCCAAUCUUCGAUAGCACUGGUGUGAAGUUCGUUGUCAUCUGCCCCGGUGCUACAAAGACGAAAAUGUUCAAUCAUUGCAUGCAGAUUCCAAUCGACGUCGAUGGGCUGCAGGAUUUGUUCGACGAUUACGUGAAACGCUUUCAAGCUCAAAGCCCGGACGUUGUUGGCAAAUGCGUGAUUCGAGCGAUCACUGAGGGCGAGAAUGGAUCGGCAUGGAUUUGCAACGAGGGCGUCAUUGCUCAGCAUCAAUUUCCACAGUCAUCGUUUUUGUAAAGUAAUAAUUCACAAUACAAUCUAUGGGUUGUUGUACAUCGUUUUAAUCUUUUCCAUUUUAUGGUUUACGUGGCGCCGACAUAACUAUAGUUUAUAGCUGACAACGAUUUUAAUAAAUCAUGCGCUUUAAACGCA